Messenger RNA from Maylandia zebra (zebra mbuna), 4337 nucleotides. RefSeq names its product zinc finger and BTB domain containing 10 (gene zbtb10). Gene Ontology annotation, biological process: regulation of transcription by RNA polymerase II. The record is from RefSeq and is a predicted model, not a curated record. Gene Ontology annotation, molecular function: protein binding; RNA polymerase II cis-regulatory region sequence-specific DNA binding; DNA-binding transcription factor activity, RNA polymerase II-specific. NCBI's taxonomy places the organism in Eukaryota, Metazoa, Chordata, Actinopteri, Cichliformes, Cichlidae.
CGCCCCUCUGGUCGAGGUGCAUUGUGGGGAGGAAAGUCGUUGCCAUUCGACCUCUGCGGGGCCUGCGCGGACGCAGCGAGAACCCUGAAAUUCAUUAUGCGUUUAAAACCUUUAUUUAUUUCCGCAUAACCUACAUACUCUCACCGGGAGGGCCGAGCGGAGCGCAGAAACGACGACGGUCCAUCUCUUUCGGAAAACACAUCGGUUAUAAACACAGCAUUUUAAUCGGAGGAGGGGGAAUACUGUUGAGAAAGUGAAGAUUCUAACAUAUAUUAAGAAAAAAAAUGUCCGGUGAGAGAAACCGCAGGUCGCUGGCUUUCCGAGGAGGUGGAUUAGCUGGGUUAACGGGUUCCAGCGGUAUCGGUGGGGGGAACUGUAACAGCUGGGAGGCCCCGGCCUGUCAAGAUCGACAUUUUAACGGGAACAGGCCGGAUCAAGAGGAGGACAGGGAUCUGGGGGCGAAAGGACCAUCGCAGAAGAGAGUGGAGGGCGCUGGAUCUGUCAGCGAUAGCACGGAACCCGAGGCGGAGGAAGAAGAGGACCCGGAAGGGGGCAGUCGGGCAGCUGCGGAGGGCGACGAUCGUGUCGACUCGGUGGAAGCGGAGGACGGGUCCGGGGACGGGAAAAACUGGGUUGCGGGGAACGGUCACAGCAACAGCGCUGACGGCCAGGAGACUGCCAGGGGAGGCGAGACGGGAUCCAGGAAAUCUGGGGUAGAGAUGAGACCGCAGACGCUGCUUCAGAAACACUCGCUUUUCCACGCUUCGUGGUUGCAAGAAUUUCCAUGGCUCAAAUUUUGCCAGGAGACUGGACUCAUGUCGUGCUCCUGGUGUCACAACAUUGCCACUAAAAACAGCGACGAGCUCGUCAAAGGCAGUCGCAACUACAAGCGGGCCUUGCUGCUGAGACAUCACCUGUCUUCUGAGCACGGGAGAAACGAUCCCACCAAACAGGAGACACUGAGGCCCUCGGACAACACCAGCCCCUCCACUAACUGCACAGAGGAAGACUACCGCAACAAGCCCAACGAGAACUCCUACUGUUACCAGCUUCUACAAGAGCUGGACAAGCAACGCAAAAGUGGCAUCCUCUGUGACGUCAACAUUGUCGUCUCGGGCCAGGUGUUCCGCGCGCACAAAAAUAUACUGGUCGCAGGCAGCCGCUACUUCAAAACCCUCUACUGUCUGACCAAGAGCGAGACCCAGGACCAGACCACGGUCACACACCUAGAUGUUGCUGCUGUGCAGGGCUUCUCGGUCAUCCUCGACUUUCUCUACUCUGGGAAUCUGCUGCUCACAAGCCAAAAUGCCAUUGAGGUGAUGUCAGUUGCUAGUUACCUCCAGAUGACAGAGGUUGUACAUUCUUGUAGGGCUUUUAUAAAGGAUGCUCUGAACAUCAGCAUCAAGCAAGAAGCUCCCGAUUCCGUGGUGGUGGACUACAACAAGAGGCAGAUGGUGGCCAAAGAGGGGCAAAGGGGGCUAGACCGUAAGCCAAGUAACUUCUGGGCGACAAGCAUCCUGUCAAAGCUAUCAAUCAAGGCCAGCAGCAAUCAAGGGAAGGAGGCAAUGGAAGAAGAUGACGAAAAUGGCCGCGUGAAAGAGGAGACGAGUGAUAUAGAGGUGACAGUGGUCGGGGGUGAGGGCUGUGCCCUGGUAACCCCCGGAGCCUCUGGUAGCUGGACCCACCACGACAACUCAUCUGAUUCAGCAGAGACCAAUGAAAUGCGGGCGACGAGUGGCCAGACGCGGGUCUUCGUCUGGAACGAGCCAGCCACAGGCGGCACGGCCGCAUCACCCGCAGCAAUAAAGCGAGAGGCACCAGAUGCUGCAGCUGGAAGUGGACGGAGGAAAAAACAAGCUACAACACGGCGGUUUGUCUACAAUUUCCCACCAGAGCCUGAAGAGGGAUUUGAUGAGGGGAUGUUCAUCCAGCCUUCAGCCUCCUACCCCAGAGAGGACUUCUCCUCGCUCUCCGAAAAUGCUGAGCUGGCCAAUCAGAUCCAGUAUAGCAUCAUGCAAGACUUACAACAAGGGGAGUCCUGGGAGAAUGGCGAGUCCUCACACCUAGCCCUCAAUAAGCUCAAGUGCCCCCACUGUAACUACAUCGCCAAGCACCGUCGCACACUCAAGAGGCAUCUGAUCAUCCACUCAGGUGUGCGCUCUUUCAGCUGCGACAUCUGCGGCAAGCUGUUCACCCGCCGUGAGCAUGUAAAGAGACAUUCCCUGGUUCACAAGAAGGACAAAAAAUACAAGUGCAUGGUAUGCAAGAAGAUCUUCAUGCUCGCAGCAAGCGUGGGUAUCCGCCACGGCUCGCGGCGCUACGGCGUGUGUGCAGACUGCGCCGACUCGCACCAGGCCACUCAGGAGGGCCUGGAGGGCAUCGAGUUUCCUCGGGACGAAGACUUUGACGGGGAGGAAGGGGAAGAAGUGGAGGGCGAGGAACCUGCUGAGAACGACCAAUCAAAUUGGGGCGAGGGCAACGCUGGUGCUGCCCCGGAAGAGGACUAAAAAAAAAAUAAAUACAUUUUUAACAAGCUUGAGAAACAAAUGAAUAACAGUUGAUGUUUAAUAUAUAUGUAUACAGAAAUCUAGCUGGUAAACAAUCAACUCCAAAGUGCUAUCAAACCUUGAGGUUACUUAAUUGUGCGAGUAUAUGACAAAGAGUUUGAUUUUUUUUUUUUUUUUUUUUUAAAGAAAAGCUUUGCGGGAACUCCAAGAUGUACAGAUUUUAUUAUUGCUCAAAUGUGUCCAACUCUGGGCCCAGCGCCCACAAGAGAACGAUUUAAUGACGAAUAACGUGAUGAAUCAGGUCUUUGGUGAUGUAUUUUAUUUCCUGUUUUGUUUUUUGUUUUCGGGACGGGCGGGCGGGAGUCUGGUAGGGUGAAGUCGUUUUUGAGUUGAGUUAGGCCAAUAAUCUAAACAAAGAAAUGUUAAUUAUUUAAUUUAUGAAGAGAGGUCUUUAUGGUCUUAUCAGAUUCUAUAAUUUGUUUUGUUCUAUUGUUUCUUUCCUUGUCUGCGAGCAGAGCCGUAGUAAGCCGUCGCUCUCUGCUGCGUCUGAGUGUGCGUUGUAGAAGUACACAGAAGAAGAGCAUUACUGUCCACAGGAAGAUUUUACCUUGCUCUGUAGAUUUUUUUUUUUUUCUUUUCUUAUAUGCGCUAAAUAUUAUUCUUUUCUGUGUUUUAUGUUUGUUUGUUUUUUUUCCUUCCCUGCACAAAAUCUUGGAACCAAAAAAUCUGUUUUGCGACUCUAAUGUAUUACAGCCAUAUUUAUGAUUAAUUUAAGAGGGCUGUGAUAUUGUGCCAAACAGACCGCACACCAAGAUUAAGCAGGAAACAAAAACUACUGAAUUUAAACAAAAAAAGAGAAAAAAAAAAAAGAUGAGAGUGAGAGAAAGACGAUGUUAGGUUUGUUGUUAAGCGGGCAGGGUGGGGGAAGAUGAUUUUAAAAAAAACAAAUAAAAAGAAAGUACAAGGGGAAAUGUUAUUGCUAGCUUUACACAAAUCACGGCGUCACAGUAACACUUUAUUAUUAUUAUUAUAAUACAAAAGCAUUUGAAUUUCACUUAAAGCUUGAAUUUUGCCAAAUGACGAAACGUUUGGUGCUGUAAUGCUUGUUGCAGAAUACUGGACCUACAGGCUAUAUAUGAUGUUUAUAAUCAUAAAGCUUAAACUGACUCAGUUAUGCAUAUGUAAUCAGCUUAAACUAUAGAAACACUGUUGUGCUACAGCGACUAUCAGGUAUGCUUUGCCAUUGUUUUUAAGCUUAUUUAAAAAAAAAAAAAAAUUUUAUUUAAUGCACACACGCGCGCACACACAUCCACACAUACAUGUACAACGUUUUUGUAGAACUACCGGCAGUACUUGCAAUUGACAUUUUGAGGACCUAAGUGGACAUCCAUACCCGUUUGUUUAUAUUUGGUACUGAGGUAUAAAGUAAAUACAGUAUAUCUAUAUAUUUUGAAUCACUUGAACGUUGGUUGUGAGGGUGGGGGGGUCAGGGAGGCGUGUAGAAAUCAUCGUGUGUGAUGUUUUUAAGUGUAAAAGAACUCCAUUUUUUUCAUAUGAUAGAGAAAUGUCAUCGUUUAAUUUGAUGUCUUUUUUUUGUUAAGGUCUGCCAGGUAGAAAACACUUUGUUCCACAAAAAGUGAAGCUCUAUGGCGCCUCAUAGACAUGCACUUACUUUUGCGUUCAUUAAAUAAUUUUCUUUUUAUGUUUCUGUGUUUUGUUUUGUUUUUUUUGUUUUGUUUUUUCUCCCCAAAAGCGGGUCUGAAUGGAACUGUUUUCUUCCAAUGUGCGACUUUUUUUUAAUUAUUAUUAUUAUUAGGGUUUUUUUGUUAU